GUGAUGUACUAUUGUAUUGACGGCCUUGAGAAAGUCAAUCAGCUGGCUCUAGAGUGCGGCCACAACAACCGGGACAAAAUCACAGUUGCACUAGAGAAAAUGGGCAACAUCUAUGAGGCGAAGGUCAUGGCGUUCUUCGGCAAGCACCUGCACGAUAAUGAGGAAAUCAGGUACAUUUGUGACAGUACGGGCACUGUGACAUGCAAGAGCAGGCAAGAGCAG
Messenger RNA from Trichoderma virens Gv29-8, 222 nucleotides. RefSeq lists its product as uncharacterized. The record is from RefSeq and is a predicted model, not a curated record. Lineage: Eukaryota; Fungi; Ascomycota; Sordariomycetes; Hypocreales; Hypocreaceae. The transcript has a single exon. The annotation marks the transcript as partial.